Phyllotreta striolata is the source of this 1356-nucleotide messenger RNA. The record is from the annotation of a GenBank genome assembly. Lineage: Eukaryota; Metazoa; Arthropoda; Insecta; Coleoptera; Chrysomelidae.
AUUUGAACGUGUGGUGUGUGGUGUUGUCUUGUUAGCUCGAGCUUGACUGUCUGUCAGUUCAGUACUGAUUGACAGUACUCGCUAGGUAGUCGUGUUUUUGUUAAAAAAAUUGCAGUAUUAAUUUUUAUUUUGUAACAAAUAUGGCAAACUUAAGACAAACGCCGUUAACGUGCAGUGGACAUACGAGACCAGUGGUUCAUUUGGAUUUUAGUGAAGUAACAGACAGUGGAUAUUAUUUGAUUUCAGCCUGCAAAGAUGGCAAGCCGAUGCUUCGACAGGGAGACACGGGCGAUUGGAUCGGCACGUUCGAGGGGCACAAAGGGGCCGUUUGGGGGGUGGCCCUUAACUCGGAGGCCACUCGAGCCGCUAGCGGCGCGGCCGAUUUCACGGGGAAAGUAUGGGACGCUAUUUCGGGCGAGGAAUUGCAUUCCUUCCAGCACAACCACAUUGUGAAGAGCGUCGAUUUUUCCUACGAUACCGGGCUCUUGGCGACCGGCAGUAACGAGAAGCUCAUUAGGAUUUUCGAUCUGAAUAAACCCGAUGCUAGCCCGGAGGUUUUUAGUGGACAUUCCGGUGGGAUAAGGCACGUGAUGUUUUUUAGAAACGAUACUCACUUGGUGUCUUGUGCUGAUGAUAAGACACUUAGGGUUUGGAAUAGACUAACAGGAAAAGAAAUUCAGAAAGUAGAAUUUUCCUCGACCCCGAAUAGCCUAGAGGUAUCGAAAGAUGGUACCGUUCUAACUGUAGCGUACUCAAAACACGUUGUAUUCCUGGAUGCUGAUACUCUUACGAAAAUUCGAGAGUUCUCCAUACCUAGCACAGUAAAUUCGGCGUCUUUGCAUCCGGACAAGAGCAUUUUCGUAGCAGGCGGUGACGAUUUGAAAGUGUAUAAAUUCGAUUACACUACCGGCACAGAGAUCGAAUCGUUCAAGGGUCACUUCGGACCAGUUCAUUGUGUUAAAUUUUCGCCCGAUGGAGAGUUAUAUGCUUCGGGGUCCGAGGACGGUACGUUGAGAUUGUGGCAAACGACCAUAGGGAAAACGUACGGUUUGUGGAAAUGCGUCGAUGCGCAAGUCAAUAGCGAAGCCCUGUCGCCGCCUAAAGAAGUCCAAGCCAAUUAAGAUGUUUAAUUUAAGUGAAAUUAAUAUAUUUUUAAAAUUGCAUUUGACAAAACACUGUGAAAAAGAACAAAACAACAAGACCUUGUCGAAUACUGUAUUUCGUUUGAAUUACCGAGAAGAAAAGAUGUGUACCAAUUUCUUGAAAUAAAAGUUUAUUUGGAGGCCCUGACACGCCUUAUUCAGGCCUUGGCGAACUUGAGAAUUAAUUAAUUUCCUUUAAAUGCUGCUGUACUCG